Molecule: messenger RNA, 1207 nt
Organism: Scatophagus argus
Lineage: Eukaryota; Metazoa; Chordata; Actinopteri; Scatophagidae
Product: zinc finger and SCAN domain-containing protein 21-like
Exons: 2
Coding region: 81-1070 (329 amino acids)
Biological process (GO): regulation of transcription by RNA polymerase II
Molecular function (GO): DNA-binding transcription factor activity, RNA polymerase II-specific; RNA polymerase II cis-regulatory region sequence-specific DNA binding
Source: RefSeq, a predicted model, not a curated record
CACGUAGAAGCCGGUAACUACUUCCGGUUUAGUAGAUGUAAACAGAAGGACGUCCGCGUCUGGCGACAGCUGCAGACAACAUGACCAAACUGGAGCUGCUUAACGUGUUUCUGAACGACAGGCUGACUGCGGCCGCCGAAGAGAUUUUCCGCGCCGUUAAAGACACGGUGGUGGAGUAUCAGAGUGAAAUCCUGCGAGCCAAAGAGGAGAACGAGCGGCUCAAACGGCUCCUCAAUGUAGCCGUUCAGCGGCUCCUGCUGCAGCCAGAGCCUCACUCUGUCCAGCCCCAAGAUGAUGGUCAGCCCUGUGAGUCUGAGUGGAGAGGCAACGUGGAGCUCUUACCACAGAUUAAAGAAGAACCAAAACCUAGAAACAUUCACACAGAACAAGAAGCAAGAGACUCAGUGGAAGGAACCUGCAGCCAUGUUGAGCCACUACUACGUCCUCCCCCUGCCCAGACAGCUUGCAGCAGACAGAGUGCCUCCCCGCUGCUGCUAACAUCCAGGGAGAUUAAAGCAGAGAGUGACCGAGAGGAGAGCGGGAAGCAGCAGCCAGCUGACAGCUUCCCGUCCUCCAUGACUGUUUAUUCAAACUGCAGAGCAGCUCAGAGCAAUUUUUGUGCCGGCACUGAAAAAAUGCGCAGGCCUCAGAAAACAGACCAACAGGUAAAAGGGUUACUCCGCUCAAACGGCAAACAGAACGCACACAUACUGCAGGUGAAGAAUGUGCGAUCCCUGAAGCCCCCUCCACCUCGCUCCUCUCACCCAAGCCAGAGCAUCCAGAGGUGGCACAGCUGUAAAGAGUGCGGGAAAGGCUUCAGCUUUGCCUGCCAGCUGGAGGUCCACAUGCGCUGGCACACCAAGGAGAAGCCGUACAGCUGUACCGUGUGCCGAAAGAGCUUCACCACGGUCAGCAUGCUGAAGAGGCACCACCGCAUCCACACGGGGGAAAAGCCGUUCCGCUGCCACGUCUGCGGGAAAUGCUUCAACCAGUCGGCGCACCUCAACACCCACUUCAGGCUCCACACCAGAGAGAGGGCCAGCUGGAGUCGAGUGCCGCACUCCAAGUGAACAGAGACUCGCGACAGGAAACAAACCCUGGAAACUUUGAAUUGCUUCAAGUUGCUAAAUCCCAGGUUCAAACAGUGUACAAUAACGGUGUUUUGAUUGUGUCUUGCUCGUUGUGCAAUAAAGUGUGGUACAUAAAG